CCGCAUGAGCUCCCGCCCCCCGGGCGCGGCCUCGGGCCCCAGCGGCGCGCCCAUGGCCGAGCUCAAGUCGCUGUCGGAAGAUGCGUACCUGGCGCUGAGCCAGGGCUACGCGGCGGCGGCGGCGAGUCUUGCCUACGGGGCAGUGCGGGGGCCCGAGGCGGCCCGCGGCUACUGCGCGCAGGACCCAGGCGGCGACCUCCCCGUGACGCCCGCACCCUGCGCCCCGGCGGCGGCGGCCGAGAGCAGCGGCGAGCAGAGUGGCGACGAGGAGGACGCGUUCGAGCAGCGGCGGCAGGGGCGUGGGCCGGGGGCUGCGGACGGGCGGCGGCGGCCCCGGGAGCAGCGUUCGCUCCGGCUGAGCGUCAACGCCCGCGAGCGGCGGCGCAUGCACGACCUGAACGACGCGCUGGACGGGCUCCGCGCGGUCAUUCCCUACGCGCAUAGCCCGUCGGUGCGCAAGCUCUCCAAGAUCGCCACGCUGCUGCUGGCCAAGAACUACAUCCUCAUGCAGGCGCAGGCCCUGGACGAGAUGCGGCGCCUCGUGGCCUACCUCAACCAGGGCCAGGGCCUGGCCGCGCCCGUGGCCGCCGCGCCCUUGACGCCCUUCGGCCAGGCCGCGGUGUACCCCUUCUCAGCGGGCGCCGCGCUGGGGCCCUGUCCUGACAAGUGCGCCGCCUUCUCCGGGACGCCCUCGGCGCUUUGCAAACACUGUAAUGAGAAGCCGUGACGGCCGGGCCAGCCCCUCCUCUCCGCUCCCGUCCUCCUUUUCACGUUGUCCUUGAUGACUGUCACCCUGU
Messenger RNA from Trichechus manatus latirostris (Florida manatee), 797 nucleotides. It is a transcript of the gene BHLHE23, whose product is annotated as basic helix-loop-helix family member e23. NCBI's taxonomy places the organism in Eukaryota, Metazoa, Chordata, Mammalia, Sirenia, Trichechidae. Gene Ontology annotation, cellular component: nucleus. The transcript has a single exon. Bases 5 to 727 code for a protein of 240 amino acids. The record is from RefSeq and is a predicted model, not a curated record. Gene Ontology annotation, biological process: axon development; sensory organ development; positive regulation of transcription by RNA polymerase II. Gene Ontology annotation, molecular function: DNA-binding transcription factor activity, RNA polymerase II-specific; E-box binding; protein dimerization activity.